Hordeum vulgare subsp. vulgare (domesticated barley) is the source of this 894-nucleotide messenger RNA. RefSeq lists its product as uncharacterized. The coding region runs from base 205 to 636 and encodes 143 amino acids. The record is from RefSeq and is a predicted model, not a curated record. NCBI's taxonomy places the organism in Eukaryota, Viridiplantae, Streptophyta, Magnoliopsida, Poales, Poaceae. The transcript has 2 exons.
UUUGUCCGGGCCGUUGCUAUUGACUCCACGAGAGGUUCCCGUUCCCUGGCGGAGAGAGAGAGAGAGGGAGAGGGAGAGGAAGGAGAGACCGAAGGCCGCCCGUGUUCUUACCCCGUCUCCUCUUCCGCCUUCGGCCUUUACUGAAACUCCCAUCUCAGAAACCAAGAAAAGGGGGUCUGUGAAGAGGUGUCUUGCGGCAGAACAAUGGAGGUACUUGGCAAAUCUGUGAUUGCUGAGCCCAGCAAUGUGAUUUUCUUGUCCACUAUUCUUAACACAGAAGGGCAAGUCCCCAGUCACAAGUGUGACAAGAGGUGCCAGAAUGAGCACAUCUUUGGAAACAUGUACCGCUGCAAACUGACUGGAUUGACACACAUCUGUGACAAAAACUGUAACCAGAGGAUCCUCUAUGACAACCACAACUCGCUCUGCCGAGUGAGUGGGCAGUUGUUCCCGCUCUCGCCACUGGAGCUGCAGGCUGUGAGGGGGAUUCGGAGGAAGCAUGAAGCUGACAGCCAUGAAGGGUGCUCCUUUAAGCGCAGGCGUGGUGCACAGCUUCAUCCUUCCCCUUUUGAGAGGUCCUACUCCGCCGUGUCUCCGAUACCGAGCCAAGCUGGAGAUGGCAUGGACCUGAGCUAGAGCUAACGAGACUUCCAUCUUUUCUUUUCCCGGCUACCUUAUGCGGAUCUCUACUCCAUUUCCCCUUCUUUGACAGGAUGGAAACUAUAAGAGCUUCCUUCUUUGUAGACUUAUGAAGGGAUAUGAGACUCCUUUAGAGGCACUAAAUAAUGUCUAUGUAGUAUAAAUUCAGUUUCAUGGGACCUUGUUGUAAUCGUAACUUCGAUUGAACAGCCUAUUCUGAAUUACUUAGUGUUAAUCAUUUGCUAUUACCGUUUA